GCUGGAAGCCUGGAAACAUUCAGUACACUUUGUGGAAAGUGGGGGUUUGAAGCACUCAGCAUUAGUGUGAGAGUAAUGUUACCCUCACGGAUGUUGUUCCUGUCUGCUGUGCUCUGCGUGGCCCUUUUUCAUCUAAUUUCGGGUCAGAACUGCUCAGAGCACUGUAAAGCAUGCGGGGGCCCAGAGAAAGACCAGUGCCUUCAGUGCCACACCGGAUUCAUCCUGCAUGACAACCUGUGCGUGGAUAUUGAUGAAUGUGGUACUGAUCUGGAUCGGUGUCCCGACAACACAUACUGCUUCAACACCCAUGGCUCUUAUGAAUGCAAAGGAUGUGAUAAGGCCUGUGUUGGUUGUAUGGGUGGAGGACCUGCCCGCUGUAGAAAAUGUGCUGCUGGUUACAGAUCAUCAGGCAUGAGAUGUGUAGAUAUAGACGAGUGCGGUGAGGAGAUAUUGGCCUGUCCUAAGGUCAAUAUGUUCUGUGUGAAUACAGAGGGCUCUUUUCACUGUCAGUGUGCAGUGGGUUACACACGCAGAGGCAACACCUGUGAGAGGAGCCAGAAAACAGCGUCUGAAGAAAAGGGUCUUUUUGACGACAUUCAGGAGGAUGAAAUCGAGGUUCUGCAGCAGAUGUUCUUCGGUGUUGUGCUGUGUGCAUUGGCCACAUUGGCGGCUAAAGGGGACUUGGUGUUCACCUCCAUCUUUAUGGGGGCAGUGGCAGCCAUGGCCGGAUACUGGCUCUCUGAUAAGAGCGACCGAGUGAUAGAUUCCAUCUUGAAGGGGAGAUAAAUACAAAGUUUACUACUUUUGAGGUGGGCCAUUUCUUACACCAUAUGAUGGUAUGUUCACACACACAGUCCAAGGAAGCUAUAAGCAACAUUUUGUGUGGUAUUCAAAAAUAAAGCAAUGAGCCACAA
This is a messenger RNA of Onychostoma macrolepis, 914 nucleotides long. RefSeq names its product protein disulfide isomerase CRELD1 (gene creld1a). The transcript has 6 exons. Lineage: Eukaryota; Metazoa; Chordata; Actinopteri; Cypriniformes; Cyprinidae. Gene Ontology annotation, molecular function: calcium ion binding. The record is from RefSeq and is a predicted model, not a curated record. Bases 76 to 786 code for a protein of 236 amino acids.